This is a messenger RNA of Gastrolobium bilobum, 3914 nucleotides long. Its product is annotated as histone-lysine N-methyltransferase ATX2-like. Lineage: Eukaryota; Viridiplantae; Streptophyta; Magnoliopsida; Fabales; Fabaceae. The transcript has 25 exons. Gene Ontology annotation, molecular function: protein binding. Bases 235 to 3588 code for a protein of 1117 amino acids. The record is from RefSeq and is a predicted model, not a curated record. Gene Ontology annotation, biological process: regulation of transcription by RNA polymerase II. Gene Ontology annotation, cellular component: nucleus; chromatin.
CAGCAGCAUCUGCUUGCUUUCACUUUGAACAACAACGAGAGUGUGGAUGAGUCUCACGGCGGGAAACAGAUUUAUUUGGUGAAUAACCCCUCCCUCCAAAAACAAACCAAAUCGCACACUUACUCACACACACACACACACACAUAAUCGUUUCUAAUUUUUUUCUCUCUCUUACAAAAACCCUAACAUUCUCGAUUUUUUCUCUCUUUCUCUCUCUUUCUUUCUUCUUCAUACAUGGCAUUCCUUCCUCAACCCCAAGAAGGUGCCGAAGAAGACACCAACGUCGACGUUCACACAACCCGUGGUACACCCAUUCGGUACCUCCCGCUCGAUCACCUCUACUCCGCCACGUCACCUUGCCGCGUCACCGCCAGUGGCUCAUCCAACGUCAUGUCCAAGAAGGUCAAGGCUCGUAAGCUCAACCUUAACAACCAUAACAACCAUUUCAAUGAUAAUGAUAAUAAUGGGAAUGAUAAUGAUAGCGAUAACGAUAACGAUAACGAUAACGAUCCACCGCAACUCGAUCAUCGCAACAACAAGAAAGCGACGCCGUUUUUGCUGCUUCCGAAACCCCCUCUUCUCUACGUCUACUCUCGCCGCCGCAAGAGGCAUUCCUCCGGGAGGGCGUCGUUUUAUGAUUCCGUGCUGGGUCGGGUCGAGUCCGGUUCGGGGGUGAAGGACCCGGAGGAGGAGAAUGGGGAUUCCGAGAGGAGGUUGCUGAAGAAGAGGAAAACUGGGAGCACUGAGUUGGGGAAAUUGGGUGUGGAUUUGAGCGCCUUGGGGAAUCUCGAUGGGCCUCGAUUGAGGGAAUGCCGCAACCAAUUUGGGAAUUCUGGCAUUGCUGGGAACGCCAAGUGUGGUUCAUUGGAGAAUUUCCCAAAGUUGCUGCCUGAAUCUCGCACUGUGAAGAGAUGGGUCGGGUUGAGUUUUGAUAAUGCUGAUCCGGAGGCAUUUGUUGGAUUGCGAUGCAAGGUUUAUUGGCCCAUGGAUUUAAGAUCGUACACAGGCGUUGUCAAAGGUUAUGAUGUGGAAACUAAGAUACAUCAUGUCAAGUAUGAUGAUGGUGAUGAGGAAAAUUUAAUUCUUUCAAAUGAAAAUGUAAAAUACCAUGUUUCCCGUGAUGAGAUGAAACGUUUAAAAUUAAAUUUUGCCAAAGUUCGUGACAGUAAUGUAUCUGACUAUGAUGUUGAAGAGAUGCUUGCAUUGGCUGCAAGUUUGGAUGAUUGUCAAGACUUUGAGCCUGGGGAUAUCAUAUGGGCCAAGCUAACAGGUCAUGCAAUGUGGCCAGCUGUUGUUCUGGAUGAAUCACUUGCUAGCAACUGUAAGGGUUUGAAAACGUUUUUAGGAGGAAGAUCAGUUCCUGUCCAAUUUUUUGGCACCCAUGACUUUGCAAGGGUUAGACUGCAACAGGUGAAAUCAUUUCUCACCGGACUUCUUACUGAUCUACACUCAAAGUGCAAGAAACCUAGUUUUAUUGAAGCUUUAGAAGAAGCAAAAAGGUAUUUAGGUGAACAGAAGCUUCCUUUGGAGAUGCUAGAGUUGCGGAAAAGAUGUACAGCUGAUGACUGUAACAAUGUAAGUGGAGAGGAUAGCGGAUGUACAGAUUCAGGUGAAGAUUGUUUAAAUGACAAAGGGAUUUGGACAGCACUGGAAAAAGUUGAAACUUUUCCUUAUGAUGUAGGAGAUUUGAAAAUUCUAAGCCUUGGAAAAAUGGUUGAAGAUUCUACGUCUUUCGGGGAUGGAAGAUCCAUCUGGCCUGAAGGAUACACAGCAGUGAGGAAGUUUACUUCAGUUAUUGAUCCUAAAGUAUCUGCCCCUUACAAGAUGGAGGUGUUGAGAGAUCCAGAAUCCAAAGUCCGACCUCUAUUAAGAGUUACAGUUGAUGGUGGUGAGCAGUUCAAUGGUUAUACUCCAUCUGAUUGCUGGAAUCAAGUAUACAAAAGGAUAAAGAAAUUGGAAAAGGAUGCUUCUGAAGGUUCUGUUGCUGAAGGUGGGAUAGAAAGGGGCUACAAUUCUGGGUCUGAUAUGUUUGGUUUCUCCAAUCCUAAAGUCGCUAAACUUAUACGGGGAUUAUCUAAAUCCAAAGUCUCUUCAAAGAACUCAGUUCGCAAUUUUGAUUCCAGAAGAUAUAAUGACUUGCCUCUUGGUUAUAGACAGGUUCAUAUUAAUUGGUUUGAUCUCGAUAAGUGCAAUGUGUGCCACAUGGAUGAGGAGUACGAGAACAAUCUGUUUCUGCAGUGUGACAAAUGCAGAAUGAUGGUCCAUGCUAGAUGCUAUGGAGAACUGGAACCUAUUAAUGGAGUGCUAUGGUUGUGCAACUUAUGUCGUUCGGGUGCUCCCCCCCCACCUUGCUGUUUAUGUCCACUCAUAGGUGGUGCAAUGAAGCCUACAACGGAUGGACGGUGGGCUCAUUUGGCCUGUGCCAUGUGGAUACCUGAGACUUGCUUAGCUGAUGUCAAAAGAAUGGAGCCGAUUGAUGGUUUGAGUAGAAUCAGUAAGGACCGCUGGAAGUUGUUAUGUAGCAUAUGUGGUGUAUCUUAUGGUGCCUGCAUCCAAUGUUCAAACAGUUCUUGUCGGGUAGCUUAUCAUCCACUUUGUGCACGUGCUGCCGGUCUCUGUGUUGAGCUUGAGAAUGAGGACAGGCUUUAUCUACUUUCUGUUGAUGAUGAUGAAGAUCAGUGCAUUCGCUUACUCUCUUUCUGCAAGAAACAUAGGCAGCCAUCUAAUGAACAUGCUGUUGCUGAUGAACGUAUUGUUCGAGUUGCCGGUCAAUGUUCAGACUAUGAACCACCACCCAAUCCGUCGGGUUGUGCUCGAAGUGAGCCGUACGAUUACUUUGGCAGGAGAGGUCGAAAAGAACCUGAAGCUCUUGCAGCUGCAUCAUUGAAACGUUUGUUCGUAGAGAAUCAGCCUUACUUAGUUGGUGGAUACUGCCAGCAUGGAUUGUUAAACAACCUAGAGUCUUCUGGGAGAGGAGUUUGCCCAAAAUUCUUUUGUAGCCAACAAAGACUGAGAACCUCUCUGAUUGAUGCUUCGAACAGCAUACUUUCUAUUGCUGAAAAAUAUAAGUACAUGAGGGAAACCUUUCGAAAACAGCUAGCAUUUGGGAAAUCAAGAAUUCAUGGAUUUGGUAUCUUCGCAAAGCAUCCAUAUAAAGGCGGAGAUAUGGUGAUUGAAUACACUGGUGAACUUGUUAGACCUCCCAUAGCCGACCGGAGAGAGCACUUUAUAUACAAUUCGUUGGUGGGUGCAGGAACAUAUAUGUUUCGGAUUGAUGAUGAACGAGUCAUUGAUGCUACUAGAGCCGGAAGCAUUGCUCAUUUAAUUAAUCAUUCCUGUGCACCAAAUUGCUAUUCAAGAGUUAUUAGCGUUAAUGGCGAUGAGCAUAUUGUAAUAUUUGCAAAGAGGGACAUCAAACAAUGGGAAGAGCUUACAUAUGAUUACAGAUUUUUCUCAAUUGAUGAACGGCUUGCAUGUUACUGUGGCUUCCCAAAAUGCCGAGGUAUAGUAAAUGAUACUGAGGCAGAAGAGCGAGCCACUACCCUAUAUGCACCACGAAGUGAAUUAAUAGAUUGGAGAGGAGAAUAAGAUUUUUAUUGCUAAUAGUAUGCUUGCAAGAUCCUUCUGAAGAUGGAUUAUUUGUCCAACAACUUAUGUCAUGGAUUCUGCCAUUUCUCUGAAAGGACAGUGCUGUACAUAGCUCAUCUGAUUCUUCUGAUUGUUUCAUCAUAACCCCAACUGAGCGGUUUAUGUUGGCUCAAGGUGUUCUGGUUAUAGUAAUUGGAAAGAUGUCACCAAACUUUUUACAGAUGUUCUAUUUUAAAUUCAUUGCCAAAAUUAAGGCCUUUGUUUAAUUUCAACCAACUUGCUGAGAUGUUGUAACUUGCCAUUGGAUACGUACAGUUGUAAUUACA